Messenger RNA from Ornithorhynchus anatinus (platypus), 944 nucleotides. It is a transcript of the gene PRL, whose product is annotated as prolactin. Gene Ontology annotation, biological process: female pregnancy; response to nutrient levels; mammary gland development. Gene Ontology annotation, molecular function: hormone activity; prolactin receptor binding. Lineage: Eukaryota; Metazoa; Chordata; Mammalia; Monotremata; Ornithorhynchidae. Gene Ontology annotation, cellular component: extracellular region. The record is from RefSeq and is a predicted model, not a curated record. Bases 173 to 667 code for a protein of 164 amino acids. The transcript is spliced from 4 exons.
CUCUUAAGCAGGGUUGCUGCUUCUUCUUCUGACCACAAACCUCCUCCUGGCAAAGAGUGUGGCCUCUCUGCCCGUCUGCCCCAGCGGGGCAAGCAACUGCCAGGUGUCGCUCAGUGACCUCUUCGAGCGAGCGGUCGUCCUUUCCCACUACAUUCACUCCCUCUCUUCGGAAAUGUUCACCGAGUUCGACGAACGCUACGCCCAGGGCCGCGGGUUCAUCACCAAGGCCAUCAACAGCUGCCACACCGCCUCCCUGGCCACCCCGGAGGACAAGGAGCAAGCCCAGAAGAUUCACCACGAGGACCUCCUGAAUUUGGUGCUGGGUGUCCUGCGCUCCUGGAACGAGCCCCUCUACCACCUGGUCACCGAAGUGCGAGCGAUGGAAGAGGCCCCCGACACCAUCGUCCUGAAAGCGAUGGAGAUCGAGGAGCAGAACCGCCGCCUUCUGGAGGGCAUGGAGAGGAUCGUGGGCCAGGUCCGUCCGGGAGAAACGGGCAGCGACGUCUUCUCGACCUGGUCCGGGCUGCCCGCCCUGCAGAAAGCCGACGAGGACAGCCGCCUCUUCGCCUUCUACAACCUCCUGCACUGUCUGCGGAGGGAUUCCCAUAAGAUCGACAACUACCUGAAGCUCUUGAAAUGCCGCCUCAUCCACAACAGCAACUGCUGAGCGUUCUGGGUUCCGCCCCGGGCCCCCAACCCCCUCCCCGACCUCGCCCUGGGCCCCGGGGGCCGGCCUCGUGCUCCGGACCCUCAGCUGGGGGUCUGUGUGCGCUCGUCUGAAACCCGUCCCCUGCUUCCCGUCACCCAAUCUGUCCCCAGUCGCCAUUCAGGAGUGGCGAGCCUUCCUCGGAGCCCCCGGUUCCCUGGCUGGAUUCACUUCCGCUGGGGACCGAGGGACACAGACAGAACUUACAGGUGAAGGGAUUAAAGUUUGCUGGAAAAUA